Molecule: messenger RNA, 480 nt
Organism: Penicillium cataractarum
Lineage: Eukaryota; Fungi; Ascomycota; Eurotiomycetes; Eurotiales; Aspergillaceae
Product: cytochrome b-c1 complex subunit 6 family protein
Exons: 3
Coding region: 1-480 (159 amino acids)
Biological process (GO): mitochondrial electron transport, ubiquinol to cytochrome c
Source: RefSeq, a predicted model, not a curated record
AUGGGUUUCGCCGACUUUUUCACUGACGUCGUCUCCUCCCUGGGCUUCACCGAGGCUCAGGCUGAGGCUCCCGCUGCCGACGUCGAGACUUCCACCCCCCAGGACGCCGAGCCCGCCGAGAAGACCGAGGAGUCCACCGAAGAGACCACCGAGUCCGAGUCUGCUGAGGAGACCCCCGAGGAGUCCGCCGAGGAGGCUCCUGAGGAAGAGGAGGCCGAGGAGGAGGAGGAAGAGGAAGAAGAGGAAGAAGAAGAGGAGGAGCCUGAGGACAUCAAGCCCAAGCUCGAGGAGGAGUGCGCCAACUCCGCUCAGUGCGCCCCCUACAAGCACCACUUCGACGAGUGCGUCGAGCGUGUCACCCGCCAGCAGGAGGAUGAGGACUACAAGGGUCCCAAGGAGGACUGCGUUGAGGAGUUCUUCCACCUCACCCACUGCGCCACUGCCUGCGCCGCCCCCAAGCUCUGGCGUGAGCUCAAGUAA